AUUAGUUCCCACGCACUCUCCUUCCCUGCGCCGUGCUGAGCUGGAAAAUGGCUGUGUGAGGGAGCAGGGAGUCAUGAACGGGAAAAGAAAGAAAGAGCGAGAGAAAGAAGGCGAAGCAAUAAGUGAACAUAGGGUCUGCUAGAAGUUUAAUGCACACCGAGAGGCUAUCGUCCGCAGAUAAGGCACUACACGGACUCUGUCUGCCACUUUGAAGUGUUAAAGCGCCGCAGACAAAAGUGAGAAGAGUCAAGAAAUAUCCGCGGGUCAGUCAUAAUCCCUGUCCAGAACAUGUGGGAGCCUGAGAGAACCAAAGAGGAUUAAAGACCUUCCCAUUCUGCCGCUCGUCCUCCAAUCAGACCACUUCAUUUGACCGUGGAGAGCCAACGACGCUGGGCCCUCGACUGGCAAAAUCUUUUACCAGGCUGCUCCAAAAGCACCCAGCCAGUAGGUUUUCGCUGCUUGAAAGAGUAUGUUGCCAACGCUCUCCCUCUGCUCCAUCAUCUGGCUCAACCGGGGUAUCAAGCUGAGGAAAGUGCACCAGUCCACCAACACUGGUCAGGUCUGAAACCGCUGCCGCUGCAAGCAUAACAGCAGCAGAACGCUACCUUAUCGACUUUUGAAAAUGCUUCUAAGCUUCGGGUGACUCCCCCUCCUCCCUCAUCCCCCUGACCCCCUAAGCCACCGUACCAACACCAGAGUUUAGUGACUCAACAGCCUUUUUGGUUUUUGAGGAGGAUUUCUGUAUAGCCGAACCCUGUUGUUGCAGUGGGACUCGGGCUGCACCAUCUAAUCCUCUAUUCGGUGGCCAUUUUGAUUUUUGCCUCCCUAACAAAAUGGCGGCGGAAGGUUUUCAGUACCUUGCUCUCUACGCAUUUACCAAGGACCAGGAGGAGGACCUGGAUCUGCAGCCGGGAGACCUUCUGACAGUCAGCAAGGCCUCUCUGCUGUCCAUGGAGAACUACCAGGAGGGCUGUGUGGAGCAGCCUGAGCGUCUCGGCUGGCUCCUCGGGUACAACGAGCGCACCAAACAGAGAGGUGACUUCCCUGGGACGUAUGUCGAGUAUGUGGGCCCUGUCAAGAUGGUGCUCCCAUCGAGUCAACCCAGGUCCCAGCGACCCCUUCCUGCUGCUCCAAGACCAGAGUCGUCUGAAGCUGUUUCUGUGCCGGACCUGAGCGAGCAGUUCACACCGCCAGAGACGGCUCCCCCAGCCCUCGUCAGCCUGAUCCAAGCCAUAGAGAAGAGAGGUCUGGACUGCAAAUCAUUGUACAGGACAACUGGUUCCUCAGGUUCAGACAGCCCAGUGUACAGCCUGUGCUCUGAGAGUGACAUAGGUCAGAAAGAUGUGGGUCACCUGUCUGAGUGUGUCCUGCACUACUUGAGAGACCUCCCGUCACCCGUCAUCCCUGCCUGUAUCUACCCUCACCUUCAAACUGCUGUCACACUGCAGCAGCAAGUCCUACAGCAGUCAGCAGAUGGUGCAGUCGCUGGAACCCUAGACAGAGAUGUAAGCCUGGUCCUCGAGAGCUCCGCCACCGUCCCUCUCCAUCACCGUCUCACCCUGCAGUACCUCCUCACACACCUGGCCAAGGUCACCCAGGCGCAGGCCAGCAACGGCCUGGACACACACACGCUGGGAAUGAUCUUCGGACCGCUGCUGAUACGGGCAGGCCCCUCUACCCCUUGGGUGUCACUGGAUGAGGAGUUCCCUGCCCUUGUGGUGGAGAGGCUGCUGAUAGAGAGAACUACGGAACAAGACCUCCCCCCUCCAGUUCUUCCAGCAAAGCCAGUUAAGUCAAAAAUGGCACCAUCAGCCAUGACAGACACAAGCAGCCUGCUGACCGAUGCUGAGUGGUACUGGGGAGAAAUCUCCAGAGAGGAAGUGAAUGAGAAGCUGCGAGACACUCCAGAUGGCACCUUUCUGGUCCGAGAUGCCUCCAGUAAACUGGAGGGCGAGUACACUCUGACCCUCAGGAAAGGGGGGAACAACAAGCUUAUAAAGAUUUACCACCGAGAGGGGAGGUACGGCUUCUCAGAGCCUCUAACCUUCCUGACUGUAGUGGAGCUCAUCAAUCACUACCGCCACGAGUCCCUGGCCCAAUACAAUGCCAAACUGGACACCAAGCUUCUGUACCCUGUCUCCAAAUACCAACAGUUGGUGAAGGAGAACAGUAUAGAGGAAGUGGGAGAGCAGUUGAAGGUUUAUCAUGAGCAGUACCAGGAGAAGAGCCGCGAGUACGACUCGCUGUACGAGGAGUACACACGCACCUCACAGGAGCUGCAGAUGAAGCGCACAGCCAUUGAGGCCUUCAAUGAGACCAUCAAGAUCUUUGAGGAGCAGUGUGAGACUCAGGAGCGCUACAGCAGAGAGUCAUUGGAGCGAUUCCAGCGCGAGGGCAAUGAGAAAGAGAUUCAAAAGAUCCAGAGCAACUCAGAGCGUUUGAAGUCUCGUGUGAAGGAGAUCCACGACAGCAAGCGGAAGCUGGAGCAGGACCUGAGACAGCAGGUCUCUGAUAACAGAGAGAUCGACAAGAAGAUGAACAGCCUCAAGCCGGAUCUCAUGCAGCUCCGCAAAAUCAGAGACCAGUACUUGAUAUGGCUGACGCAGAAGGGGACAAGGCAGAAGAAGAUCAAUGAAUGGCUGGGCAUAAAGAAUGAUGCUGAUGACUCCUACUCGCUGGAGGAGGAUGAGGGCUCACCCCACCAUGAUGAGUGUACCUGGUAUGUGGGUGACAUCAAACGCACCCAGGCUGAGGAAAUGCUGAGAGGCAAAUGUGACGGAACCUUCCUCAUCCGUGAGAGCCAAUCACAGAAGGGCUCCUACGCCUGUUCUGUAGUUGUGGAGGGUGACACCAAGCACUGCGUCAUCUACAAGACGGUCACAGGUUAUGGAUUUGCUGAGCCCUACAAUCUGUACUCAUCCCUCAAAGACCUGGUGCUCCACUACAAAAAUGUCUCCUUGGUCCAACACAACGAUCAGCUGAAUGUAAAUCUAGCCUACCCAGUCCUGGCCCGCUCUCAGAACCAGAACCAGCACCCCAGAUGAAUUAUCCACCAGCAGUGUAGGAUGCCAACCAGGGUGGGGAAACAAGAUUUUCACUCAAAUGCAUUGGGAAAGAAUAAACCUCUGAACAAUGCUUGUUCUUGUUUAAGUGGCAAUAAGUAGACUCAACAGCCACAAUUUAAAAUUCAUACGUUUUGGCUGGAGGCUGGUGCUAAUUUUUCACACUGACCCCAGUCCAGCAAAGAGCACUCCUUGCUAACAGUAUGACUUCAAAAUAAGCACACUACUACCAGUAACGAAGCACUGUACAGUUAGCCUGGCUGACGCAGUGAGUUUUAACUUGAGGUGAGUGUUGCAUUAGCCAGCCAUGACUCUACAGUGUCAGUUAUGAAAAAAAGUAUGAGAAAUUCACCAAGAAAUAACCUUUGAUACAGAGAAAAAACAAACUAAAUGUGUUAAAAGAAUUAAAAAUAAGCACUCAAAAAUGUUGUUUUCAAGAUCGUGGAGAAGAGGAGAGAAACCAGAUGGUGGGAUGAAUUUACAGGAGGCACUUUUGUUUUUUUGCCUUGAACAUGUGAUAACUGUCCAUAGACAAAGGCCCGAUCUGUCAUCCCCAGACUGCCUGCAAACUCUCUGUCGACAAAAGCCUGAGCUGUCAUCCACUGAAAGAACUGGUUUGGCUAAACCAGGCUGCUCGCUUCACACCUAAAGGCGGCUGAGAAACCGUGGACCAGGCGGGUGUUGUCACUGGAGCCGGAGGGGGGGAAGGAUGUGGGAGGGAAGGGGACAGAAAUUGCUGGGGUUGAUGUUUUUUUUUUUUUUUUUUUAAAGAUUGAUUGAAUUUAAAGCUUGCUUAAGUGCCAUAGAAAUAGCUUUGAAUGACCACAAGCCUGUGUCACUAGAACAAGGGGGCAUGUAGAGGUUGAAAGAAGGAAGAGAUGGAAGGAUGGAACGAGCGGCUGUCAACAUAGACAAAGCUACAGCUUUAAAAGAUACACACACGUAGGUAUAUUUUUUAUGAAAUGUUCUUUAUUUCCAACUGCUUUGGCUCGUUGCGCUCUCAGUGGGCCUCCUUUUGAAUUGAUGAGGUACAGCAUACAGUUAAUACUGUAUUACAGGAUAGAAAUGCAUGGUACAUAUUUGGUAUAUUGUGGAUAUAGAAUUACUUUUUAAUCACAAUACACUAGAUGGAGAGGUACAUUGAUAAAUGCAGUUCCACAUGAUUCAGGUUUCCUUCUAAAUGGAAAUUGUGGAAAGACUCCUGCAUCAAACGUCUCUUUGUUUCAGACUUCUUCCUUCUUUUUUCAUCCUCUUUAAUACUGUAGCACCUGUAGCCAUCGACUUAAGGCAUAACUGUUAGUGCUCCUCUUUUGUGUCUUGUUUCUGUAUGCUAAAGAAACUUGCAGAGCAUCAAUCUAUGUGAUUCUUGUAUCUUCGGUACUGUAUUUGCCUUGUCUCUAGAUAGAUUAGACUGUUUUAGCAGUACAAUGUCCUUGCAGAUGUUUAUUGUCAUUUUGUUUUGAUGCAGAUUUACUCACGGUAUUUCGUGCUUCCUGCCCCCUUGCGCUUGACUGUUCAUUUCAUCACAAGCUUGACUCACAGAGCUGUAGAACAUUGAUGUACAAAAAAAGAAAGCAGUAAUAUAACUCAUGUACAGUAUAUUUCAGACACACAUGCAGUCAGUGUAUGUGACUUUAUACAGUUUCAUUGCUGUGUUUCUUUAUGUUUUCAGAAUAUUUGCUAUGCUCUUAGAUUUCUGUUUAAGGAUGCACAGUAUCCAGCUAAUGUGAGCCAAAUGAAGGAUGUCUUUUCAUGUAGCAAGAAAGAAAAGAAAAAAAGAACCAGCCAUUUAGCAUGGCCUCUGUGGUCAGAGAGAUUAUUCUAGUACAGUAUGCAUGGAGUCCUUCAUUUGGGUUGUUGUUUUCCUUUUUUCACUUGGCACCAGUGGUUCAUUAUUGUACUUUUUGUAGUUCAUAUACAGUAUCAUUUUCAGUAUGAUGUGUGGUAGUACUAUGCACAACACAGUCAUAUGUGGAUAAUAAGUUUUCGAUUUACAGACAGAGUUCUCCGAUCAGUUCCCUCCCUCUGUUCUGUGCUGUGGCUGUGCAUUUCUCCCCGUCUCCCUCAUGUUCAUUUGGCUUGAGGUAAAGCUUGUACCAUCUUUGUUCUAUGCUACUUUCAAAGCACAGUUCAUUUGUGUGGACGCAGGGUUAUUCAGUAAUUCUAGUGUGGUCAAUGAAAAUGAAAUGAAUGAAAAUUUAAUUUGAUUUACAUAGUUGAUUUCUUGAGAAUGAAUGAAUAAUCUCAAUUCUUCUCAUUUCUUACAUAUAGACUUAGAUUGCCAAAAAGAAAAAAAGUAUUUUUGUAGAAAGGUAUAGAAGAGUCAAAAGUAAUUGAAAGUUUUAGAAAAAAGUGCACAGUUUUUAAAGGUUGCACAUUUGGCAUUUUGAAUUUAUCUUUAUUUUUGUUGAAACUUGAAGUUUUGUUCCAAAAUGAGAUUUUCACCGUCUCUUCUGGUCAUGAAAGUCAAUUAUGAGUAAAUAUCAAACCUAUGUUUCAUCUGAAGACCUACUGUAAGCUUUCAACAAACACAAUGCUUUUCGGCAUUGUAUCAUUUCUGUUUUUGAAACGUUGAUUCACAAAUUUCAGGUAGCAACGUUUUUCCAAACAGACCAAUUCCAUUUUCAAAUAAAACCUAACUCGAUCUGAAAAGUUCAAAUCAAGACAUCAGUUUGAUUUCCGUCAGGACGAAACAAUUGUACUGUAUUUUGCACAGUUCUUGGCAAGUAGAAAAUCCCAAGUAGAGGUGACGGCGGUGCUUCUGAUUAGAGGGCUAUAAAAACACGUAAACGAUAAAGAUUAGAAGUGCCUUUAGUCGUUGUGAUGAGCUCAUCUUCUCCUUGUGUCAUUGAGCGUUGCUCUACAAGAUGGUGCCACCACCACCAUAUGCUGUGCCCCAUUUUUCACCCAUUUGCCAUUUAUCAAAGACUAAAGGGUAUCUGGCAAAUUAGCAUAGUUGUGUGUGAUCGUGUGUAUGUCUGUGUUUGUUAGAGCAAAUCUGAGCAUGUUAUAGAUAAGAGAGUGACAGAUUUUAGUUGUGCAUCUUUGUUACACCUAUAGUUGUUACAUAUUCCUUCUUUCUAUGGUGGGGGCUGUACAGUAGCUUGGUGCUCUCUCUCUCACUGUGCACCAAAGCUAGAUUUCUUUGGUGUGUGUGUUUUGUUUUUUUUUUUUUGUUUUUUUUUUUGUCUGGUAUAUUUUUGAAUAAAACUCAGAUAAGACAGAAAUGUGAACCGUACACAUCCGUGGCCCAGCCCAGUUGUUUGAAGCUCAUUUGAUAAGCUCUCAAGUUAAUGCAUGCAGCAUUUCUCAGUGUUUUAUAUUAAGAGUCAGUUCGUUCGUGAACAGGCAAGCUGGUUGAGUCAUCCGCCACUGCUGACACAUCCAUUAUCCAGUUUGUUGGACCAACACUUUUGUGACUGCACUUUUUUUCUGUUCCACACACUCAAUCUAGUGUGUCUAAUGGCCAACAACCAUAAACUCGCAGACAGUGGUGAAGCUCAGUUGUCAAUAGUGUUUUUAGUGAUAGUUUUAAGAUCUUUCCAUACAGCAUAUCAGGAGUGAUUGACAUUUUUCUUUAUGAUGUCGGAGUAUACAGUGUACAGUAUAUGCUUUUGUUGUUUUUGCGGUCAACAACUGUCAUUUAAUUCUGAUGCUUUUGACUGAUUACAAUGUUUUCAUUAUAGAGUUAGUUUUACUAUAUGGACUGUAUAAACUCUAAUACUUUUCAAACCAAUUUUAAGGAGAGCUGCUGGCUCAUUAUGCAAUUUGUGUUCACACAGCAAAAUUGUCCUACUUAACAAGACAAAUAACAUUAAUUUUCCUACAGGGUCAUUCACCCAAAUUACAGAAAGAUGUUUUUUCACUUUCUACUUGCGGUAUCUAAACAUGCAGGUAGAUUUUGAGAUAUCAAUCUUUUUAAUUUUCCUUGGAACUACUUUCCACUGAAGAAAUAGUUCCUAAGAAAACUCUUCACAGUGAGGUCUGUAGAUUAUUCAGAGUAACCAAAACAUUGUUUCUGGACAUAUUGCUAUUAAAUCCUUUUAGCAUUACAAACAAAAUUCAGUUCACCUCCAUUGUACUGGUGUGGCUCAGCACAUGAAAGUGAAACUAAAUGCAUGGCUAGAUACCGCUGGGGGAAAGUGAAGAUGUUGGGUUUUUUGGGGGGGAUUUUUGUAAACCAACCAUUUAUAAACAUGUCUGGGAAAAUCAUGUCAGUGGAGCGAGAUAGUUGCAGUUUAUUCCAAAACAGUUCAUGAACCAGGUGGUUCUGCUUCCAUUUAAGCAAUGUGCUCAACGUUUUGAGUUGCUUAAAGAAUAAUAGAAAUGUAAAACUGAAUAGCUUCCUGCAUCACUUGUUAAGAUGAACAUUUUUGCAGUGUAGGUAAACACUUUCAUCUGCCAUAUAUGCCAUGUUUAUCACAGAUGUUUAAUAGCUAGAAACAAUGCAACUUUAGUAGCAAUGAAACCUGGUCGGGCAGUGAGACGGGCAGAAGGUGAAGACUUUAUUGCGCUUUGACUUAGAGUUGAGAUUUUAAUCCUACUUUUGGUAGACAUUACUCUGAAACUCAAAGCUUUCAUCCUGCUCAUCUAUUAGAUAUGCAUUUGUGUCGGAGCUUCUUGAAAAACAUUUUUCUAUAUGACAAAUGAUCAUUCAAGGAAUUAAAUAUUUUUUCAUCAGCUUUGGUACACUGUAAAUGAUAUUUCUUGAAAUGGCCUCACACACAAAGCACAUCUUUCACUGACUACAAAGAAAGACAUAUAUUUGGUGUCUAUUAAGGUUUGAAGAAUGAGAGACGUACUAGAGAAUAAAUAUUUUGAAAUAUAUUCUUAGAUAUCUAUAUUUUUAGAUGAUGUCAUUCUGAUUUGGACUGUGCUUGAAACAAAUCAGAAGGAGGCUUUGAUGUGAACAUGAUCUUUAGACUUGCUCCACGGCUGCUUUACAUUCGAGCAGUUAUUGAAACGCAAGCAUUUUUACUAAUCAGCUGCAGUGAGCUUCAUCAUGAUCAGCAACAAACUUUGUGUUUACAGUUGAUCGACAUACAUGUAAUCUAUUAAGCAUGAUUAUCAGGUGCAUUCAGAGGAUGAAGCAAGCUUAUGUACAUGUGUUAAUAUUUACAGAGCUGAGUCUAUAUGUUAAAUGCAGUCUUGGCUGCUUUGCAUUUAUUAAAUAUUAGAGAGGAGUUGUUUCUUUUCUUUGUUUUUCUUGAACGUGAGAAUCUGUUUUGUCAUUUGGAAGAUUCUGGUUUUUGUGAGUAGACAAGUGUUAACAGUUGCACCACAAAAGAUACACUUACUGUAGGAUUCUGCCACAGAGAUCCACUACAGAUUGGACAAAGUGAACCAUCUUUACCACUGUAUCUUCCUUUGGUAGAUCUCUGUGGUCUCUGAGGGGUUGUUGUUUUUUCUUUUUUUGGCCUGGACACACAGGCAGGAAAAAAAGAAAAAGUAAAACCUGUUAAAAAGGUACACGAUUCAACGGUUCAUGAUCACUCCUUUACGCAGAUCUUUGUACAUGAAACAAUGAUGGCAUUAGAAAGUGUUCUUUUAUGGUGCCUGAGUAUUUUUAAUUUUUUAUUUGGCUUUUUAAAAAAGCCGAUAGAUUUGUCUGUCCAAGUGUUAUUUUUGUUUGUUUGUUUAUAUGUUAAUGAUAACCUUACAGAGCCUAUAAAGAAAAAAAUAAGCUAGCUUGAAAUUUUUCCUCCAUACAGAAAAAAGAAAUACAAAUGUUUACAAUAUGUAAUUAACCAAAUAGUAAAUAUGCGUUUGAGAAUCAAUCUGUCUGUCCCUCAAAGUGGCUGUGGUAGAUUGAUUUAUAUUUCAUUAUUUCCUCUGUCAAUUUAAACUUGAAGAUGUUAUGACUGCUUGUUCUGUUUUUUUCUGUUUCAGUUUGUUCCUCUUUUUUUUCUUUUUUCUUUCUUUUUUUACUUAUGAGAACAGUGCUCCCUCAAUUUCAAAAUAAUAACUCAACAGUAUAGUUCAACAAGAUUAAUUUUUCCAUAUUACAUAGGUAUUCAUCAGUCUUUGUCAUUCUUUACCUGCUGACUACUUCACCUUACACUGAGCCUUGUAUAUGCAGGACUGAAUCCUAACUUGAGACGCUGUCGCAUCUUUUGCUGUUUAUAUUAUGUACAGUUUGGUAGAUUUCAGUAUGACUCUGCCAGGUGUUUCUCUGGAAAGGACUCAGUUCAAAGAACUUAUAGUGGGUGAUACCCACAUGUUGUGAAUAACAGUAAAAACACACCACUUGGUGAACAUGCUUGAGUACAGUUUUAGUACACAAACAGUUGGAAAUUCAGGAAUAACUAUCAAGAGGCAUCCCGUUCUUGAUUUUGCACUACACAGCAAAUGAUACUCAAAUGAAAAGCUGAAUCAGUUGCUCCAUUGGUUGGUUAACAAAUUUUUAAGACCAAAAUGUAUCCACUAUAGUCUCAGCUUGUGUGUGAUUUCCAUUUCACAUAUGAUGACGUUAACAACCGCACUUUUUCUGCCUGUAUACAAUCGUGUCACAUCAUCACUUCUCAGUCUGGACUUUUAUCAUUCUGAUGGGAAUGUUGUGGUAUUUUUCACUGGUGUACAGUAGUUCAUAUUCAAGACCCAACGCUGCACGUUGGAGACAAGAUUGGCAGUGAUCCAUUUGGCAACGGCCUGGGCAACAUUACAGAGAAGCAGCCAUUUAAAACAUGUAUCCACAUUUUUACACUAAUAUCAAGGCAUUGUCUUGUCUCUGCUCUUCCAUGUUGCCCAACAAGUUGCCUAGUGUAUCACUGCCUCAGCAGCAGCAACAGUUACAUGGUUCUUAAUGCAUAGUAAGUAAUGAUGUGGUCUUCUCUUUCUUUCAAAAAUGGUGAAUGGAAAUGAAUGGGGCAGUCAGAUAAAGCUACUCUACACCAAAGUGCAAUUGAACUCAGAGGGAGCACUGUUGUUUCAGCCAGUAGAGGCCUAUUGGUUGAGGUGUGCCCAACCCCUAUGCACCACAAGAUGGUUAUUAUUCUUCUCUUCUUUUGUGUUAUCCUCCCUCGUUGGUCUGUCUUAAUUCAGAUGCGACGCUUCUUUCUUUCUCUCUCGUGUACAGCUUGCUUCAGAGUUGUGUUUGUCCUCAGACAGGUACUCUUUCAUCUGUACGGUUCUUUCUUUAGGCUGAUGCAAUGAUUUUAAAAGACAAUAAAAGUUAUAUGAAAUGAA
Messenger RNA from Siniperca chuatsi (mandarin fish), 10247 nucleotides. RefSeq names its product phosphoinositide-3-kinase, regulatory subunit 2 (beta) (gene pik3r2). Gene Ontology annotation, cellular component: phosphatidylinositol 3-kinase complex. The record is from RefSeq and is a predicted model, not a curated record. The transcript has 16 exons. NCBI's taxonomy places the organism in Eukaryota, Metazoa, Chordata, Actinopteri, Centrarchiformes, Sinipercidae. Gene Ontology annotation, biological process: insulin receptor signaling pathway; phosphatidylinositol phosphate biosynthetic process. Gene Ontology annotation, molecular function: protein binding; 1-phosphatidylinositol-3-kinase regulator activity. The coding region runs from base 834 to 3044 and encodes 736 amino acids.